This is a messenger RNA of Drosophila santomea, 1300 nucleotides long. RefSeq names its product gamma-butyrobetaine dioxygenase. NCBI's taxonomy places the organism in Eukaryota, Metazoa, Arthropoda, Insecta, Diptera, Drosophilidae. The record is from RefSeq and is a predicted model, not a curated record. The transcript has 2 exons. Gene Ontology annotation, biological process: carnitine biosynthetic process. Gene Ontology annotation, molecular function: oxidoreductase activity. Bases 1 to 1218 code for a protein of 405 amino acids. Gene Ontology annotation, cellular component: mitochondrion.
AUGCUGAGCUGUAAGCAACUGAUUUCUCGACUGCUCCCUCUUCGGAGAACGAGCACAUUUGCUCGUGUGCAAGCCACCGACUAUGUGGAAGUCCAGGAGGAGCAGGGCAAUCUCCUGAAGUACCCACAAGUUUGGCUUAGGGACAACUGUCAGUGUGCCGAGUGCUUCCACGCAGCCACAAGGGCCAGGAAAAGUCACUGGGAGCGUGGCCCGCUGAACAUACCGGUGUCCCAAGUGGCCUACAACCAGGAGAAGAAGCAGUUGGAGAUCGUCUGGCAGGACCAGCACAAGAGCUCCUUCGACCUGGGCUGGCUCAGAGAAAGGGACUUUGGAGAGGCUGCCAGAAAGCGUUACUUGGAGGAGGUUUACAAGCCACCCGCACAGCUGUGGGGAAAGUCGGAGUUCGAGGCUGUGAGAAGAGAAUUCCAGUACCAGGAUGUGCUGCAGCAAGAUGCAGCCUUAAGGGAUUGGCUUGAGGCACUGGCCGUCCAAGGAUUCGCUAUUCUGAAAGGGGCUCCCAACGACACAAAUGUGGCCAAGAACUUGGCCAAAAGGAUUGGCUACAUUAAACGCACCACCUACGGCGACGUUUUCGAGGUGAAAUCCAAGCCAAACGCGGGUAACUACGCCUAUCUGAUGACUCCCCUGCCGCUCCACACCGACAUGCCCUACUACGAGUACAAGGCGGGCAUCAACAUCCUGCACACACUCGUCCAGUCGGAGUCCAAAGGCGGAGCAAACACCCUGACAGACGGCUUCAACGUGGCCUCUCAGCUGCAGAAACAGCAUCCGGAGGACUUCGAGGUGCUCAAGUCGGUGCCCGUGAACUGGUUCGACAUCGGACACGACGGCGACGACUCCAAGCCCUUCCACAGUCUCUGGAGGGCGCCAGUGAUUUGCUUGGAUGUGGAUGGCCGGUUCACGAGGAUCAACCAGAACACCACCAAGCGGGACAGCCGCUUCUCCGUUCCCCUCGAGCAGGCCGUGUCCUGGUACAAGGCCCACGAUAAAUUCCUUGAGAUCGCCCAGUCCCAGACGGUGGAGUUCAAGACCCAAGCCGGCGAUGUGUUCGUCUUCAACAACCUGCGCAUGUUGCACGGAAGAACCGCCUACGAGGAUGCGCCAGGCAACAAGCGUCACUUGGUGGGCGCCUAUGUCGACUGGGACAUUAUCUACUCCAAGCUGCGAACCCUGAAGUUCCCCAAUGCCAAGGACUGACCGAGAAAAUGCUGGGAUUCAGUUGGGCUAUAUCUAUAAAUACUAAUAAAAUGGUUGUGCUUUUCUACAUUCAAGUUUACAA